Messenger RNA from Wasmannia auropunctata (little fire ant), 5926 nucleotides. RefSeq names its product F-BAR domain only protein 2. The coding region runs from base 386 to 3379 and encodes 997 amino acids. The record is from RefSeq and is a predicted model, not a curated record. Gene Ontology annotation, biological process: clathrin-dependent endocytosis; clathrin coat assembly. Lineage: Eukaryota; Metazoa; Arthropoda; Insecta; Hymenoptera; Formicidae. Gene Ontology annotation, cellular component: clathrin-coated vesicle; cytoplasm; clathrin-coated pit. The transcript is spliced from 13 exons.
GGAGAGGGAGCGACGCGCGGCGGCAGACGGAGACAGUCGACUGGCCAAGAGUUGACCCGUGUUUCUGCGCUCGAGCGCGCCCGUUCCGCUCGCGAUUCCCCAUCCCCCGCCUGGGCAGGCGAGCAAACUUUAACGCCGCGGAGUCGCUGCCAGCCCGUUCGGUGUGUGUCGAGACUGUCGAGGCGUAUUGCGCGUUCCCGAGAGAGUGUCGCGUCCCAUCGCCGAAGCCCAUCCAUCAGUAGUGCCGUGUGUGUCUCGCGCGCGCGCUACCGUUCGCGGGAGGAAGAGAAAAGAAGAAGAGGAAAGAGUGCGCGGUGCAAUUGCGUGCCGAUAUACACCGUAAGGUCGAGGCGAGGUAGUAUGAUGGUCUGAUCGCGGUCUCAACAUGACCGUGGAUUUUGUCGACUACUUCUGGGGCGAAAAGAACAAUGGAUUUGACGUGUUGUAUCAUAACAUGAAGCAUGGUGUAAUCGCCAGCAAGGAAUUGGCUGAAUUUUUGCGGGAAAGAUCGGCCAUAGAGGAAAACAAUUAUAAACUCCUUAGUAAGGUAGCGAAGCAGGCGAGCAAUAGCACGCAAGGGACAUUCGCACCUGUAUGGGCCGCUCUGAGAGGUGCCGCCGAGAAACUCGCCGUUUUACACUUCCAAAUGGCCCAGCGGGUUUCCGAACUCAUAAAAGAUGUGUCAAAAUAUGCGGACGAACUGCACAAGAAACAUAAGGCUGUGAAGGAAGAAGAAUCGUCUACUUUAGAAGUUGUACAAAGUAUACAGAGCAUUACGGUAACGUUACACAAGGCGAAGGACAUGUGUAUGCAAAAGCGCCUCGAGUUAGAGAAAUUGAGGAAGGACAAUGCCAGCCAGAGGGAAUUGGAGAAGGCGGAGAGCAAAUUCAAAAAGGCCCAAGACGAUUACAGGACGCUGGUGGACAAGUACACGGUCAUACGAAACGACUUCGAGGCAAAAAUGACUCAGGCUUGCAGGCGGUUCCAAGAUGUGGAAGAGACGCAUCUGAAGCACAUGAAGGAAUUUCUGAAUACGUACGCUGACGUUUUGCAAACCAAUCACGAGCAGGUCGGCCAGGUGCAUAUCGAUUUCAAACGGCAAUGCGUCGAUAUGACGGUGGAGAAGUUGUUAGAGCAAUUCGUUCAGAGUAAAUACACGGGUUUCGAGAAACCAGGUGUGAUCGAGUAUGAGGAAGUUAUGACGAGUUUAGCAGAAAUGACCAGCCACUCGCAGUCGGAAGGCAGCGUAGAGACGCCUAAGGAAACGUCAAAGGGCACCAACGGCGAGACAGGCGUAGCCGGUAACAGUCACAGUUCAAAGAAAGAUCAGGGAUUAAAGGGGGAGGGUGGUACUUUGAGGGUACUGGACGGGGAAAGGGGAAGGGUGAUAUUGGAAAAGGAUAGAGAAAAAGAAAGACAGAAGGAAAAGGACAGAGAACUGUCACAUGCACAAACCACCAAGGCUUCCCGCCGUACUACCUCGCUACUCAACCUGUUCAUGUCCAACUCCCAGGACAAACAGAAGCAAGCAGGGUCGUCUGGUUCGGCACCUGCCACCCCUCAAGGGAACAACCUGCCUCCUGCUGUUCCACCUCCCAGCAUCUCCAGGAACCCUCUCAGAGGAUCUAAAUGGUUCCUACGCAGUAGGAGAGAAAAACGAAAGGAGAAGAAGGCGAAGAAGAAGAAGGACCUCGUGGACACAAGCAGCAACAAAGAAGAAAAGUCUGACCUGGAGGACAAGGAAGACAGCAGAAAGUCAGAAACACCAACGCCGGAGGUGGACGAGGACGGUUUUUGUAUUAGACCGAAGCCGGAUCCGUGGGAAAACGAAAAGGGGUUCUAUUCCAGUUCGGAUACCGAUUCGGAGGAUGAGAGGGAGCGUAAGAUUCGAGUGGAAAUAAAACCUUUGAGCAAUGGUGGUGCACCUAUGAGCGCUAGUGUGGACGAAUUGAGGGCGACAGUGGAAAAUUUAUCUUUAUCACCUGCACCAACAGGACGUAGAGGAUCGAAUACUGAUUCCGAUCAUCACAUGAAAAGGUCUCAGUCAGUGUCACAGCAAUUAGGAGGUAAGCCAAGCUCAGAUUUACUUGGCCUAAACUUGUUCAAUCCUAGCAGUACGCCGUCGAGCGCGUCGACACCGACCGGCAGCCACCCUUACGCCCCGCUGCAGAGCCCACCGCCACUUUCCACAUCGCCGACCCCGUCGCAGCCGCCGCUGCCGCAAUCUGCGCCGCCUACACAUUCUCAUACCCGAUUCCCAGAUGGGGAUUUAUUUUCGGAAAUUGGAGACAUCACGCCGGCCUUGCCACCUAAGCAGUCCGCGUCCUCGACGCCGACGGGCUCGAUCGUGAUACCCAGACCGCCGUCGCGUCGAGGAGAAGGUCCGUCGCCACGUGGCAGGAUGUCACCCGCGACGAUAUCCCGCGCCGACAGCGUUGCCAGCCUAGAAUUUCGCACUGCUGGCGUGGGCGUGGGUUCCUCGCGGGGACCGUCCCCACUCACGAUCGGCCUAGCGGACACGAUCCCGCUGGCGGUCGCAUUCCACGAGAUAGUGCAUUCCUACUUUCGUGGCACGGACGAGACGCGAUGUCAAGUGAAGCUAAGCGGCGACAUGAUGCUCUCGUUUCCGGCUGGUAUCGUCACAGUCCUGGCGAACAAUCCCAGUCCUGCCAAGCUGACCUUCCGCGUGAGGAACACCAACAGGUUGGAGAGGCUGUUGCCGAACAGUCAACUCAUCAGCAUGGACGCAACUCAGACUACCGUCGAUAGUACAAUCUUCGAAUUCAACAUGAGUGCCUUAACUAUGUUGCUACGGCGGCAAGCUGAACAGAAUCCCUCGGCCUCGUAUUUCAAUGUGGACAUCCUCAAGUACCAGAUCAAAUGCAAGGAAGGCGCCGGUUCGUGCCCUUUUCAGUUGGUCGCGUAUUGGAAGUGUGAGACGAGCCACACCGAUCUAAAGAUCGAUUAUAAAUACAACAGUCGCGCCAUGGCCUCGCCGAGCCCUCUGCUGAAUCUCCACGUCGCGGCGCCCAUCGACGGCGGUUUCAAGUCGCUCAACAGCAAACCGCCGGCGCAGUGGCUACCCGAUACGAAUCGCGUAUUAUGGAAAUUCACGGAGCUUUCGCAGCACAGCGAGGGUAACGGAGUCGGAUCCCUGAAGGCGCGAGUCGAGCUUGAACGCGGUCCAGGCAAUCAGGGCACGAUAUUCACUCAGUUCAAUUGCGAAGGGACCACAUUGUCGGGAGUCGAAUUUGAGCUUAUAGGAUCUGGAUAUCGAUUGAGCUUGGUGAAGCGAAAAUUUGUGUCCGGAAAAUAUAUAUGCGACGGAGAUUCGGAUUCGCGCUCGAGAUAUGCCGCGCCGCCAUCUAAUGCAGAUUGACGACUUCCAGAAUGGGCGCCUCAAUGGGAGAGCCAGCCCAUUUAAUAUUGGUACUUGCUUAAUCAUUCACUGCCCAUAUCACGACUAUCGUUCGUUCAUAUUCCGAUUAUGCGUGGAGAAGCCUGUUGGAUACCAAAGCGUGCAUCGGCCGAAGAGGUCAAAUGGAUCUUUUUUGUAAAAAUCGUGAAAUUGAAAAAACGAGAUAGAAAAGGCGUUUUGCACAGCCGAAAUGAUACGUCUUUUCCAAAACAAAAAAUAAACGAGAUCCAUAUUCUCUCUGCGCUUUCAACGCCGAAGUCUUUCAAGUCUUUAUUUGUAUUAAGCCAUACUAUAUUUUAUCUCGAUGGGAACAUACAAUUACAUACAAUUAGGAAACUUAGAAGUAAUACGACGCGUUCGGCGCUAAAUAUUUGCUGCUAUUUUAAGUGCAAAGCCGAUUCCUUAUUGACUUCGCGUACUAGAACGAACAGGUAGAAACGCAAAUCUGACCUUGAUGCAGGACGCGCUAUGACGAACGUGCAUUCUAUGUGUUUUAUAUACAACUUGUAUAUUUUUUUAAUUUUUUAUAUAUUCCCCGCAUUGAGGUACUACAACCGUAUUAAACUAAUAAUACUACUGUUUUAACGAAGUUUCUACGAGUAAACAGUACGCGAUAAAUAUAUGCGAGCAGUCCUUUCCGUCAAACGAGAGAGGCGAUUCUCGCGUGAAGAUCUUUGGUGUCCAGCAUACUCUCCGACACGGUAACUUUCGCCAUUUAACAAUUUCUCUCUCUCUCUUUCUCUCUACAUAAUCAAAAUACGUCGCGGCGGUUUUUCUUUUUAUCUUACAAUUAGUCCUUGAAACAAUGUACAGUGCUCUUUAUUUUUAUUGUUACGUUCUGCGUUAUUUUAAUGCAAUAUGUUAGCAUUAUAUAUUGUUGAUAACCGGUGCGGAAGGAGAGAAAAAAAAUGUAAACGACAUAUAAAUGCCGAUUAAGUAUAUCUAUAUUUAGCAUUUAUAUUUUCGAAAGUAGAGAGCAUAUUGUUUGCACGUGGCGCGCGAGCCUUUUCGGCGAAGAGAUUCUGGCACGUACGCCAAUUUUUAGUUGAUUUUUAUGCGCGCGCGAAGAUAAUACUAAGUAGUAAGCUGUACGAUAAAAGAAGAACGCGAGUAAAAAAAAAAAGUCGUUUUACCGGUGGAAAUAACGAGGACAGCGAGGAGCGGUAGCAAGAGAAAUAGAGAUAAAGAGUUUAAAUCAACGAUACUUUUUUAAACGUUAGCACAUGUUGGAUGCGAGACGAAUCAAAUACGAUUCUGUAUUUUUGAACGUUUAAAUGUUAAAACACAAUUUUGACGUCGAUAACAGGAUUUUAGCUUUAGGUAUAGCUGACGGCGAGCGAGGAGGAGUCGUUUAUCUAAAUGUUUCAAACUGAGAUUCUUAGUAUUAUACGUAAAACGCUGAAAGUUUCGUACCUAUUGCGAUUGUGGCGCGUUCCGUUUUCGCAUUCGUAAGAAGCGUAUUUUCUCGUUACAGUUAUAUUCACACUUGUUCACACACGUCACGUCCAUUGCUUUAUACAAAUUGAUUAAUUUAAUCAACAGUUAGAUUACGGAGAUAUCACGGACUAAUGUUAAGGCAUUUUUAUACAAAACAUUAAUUCUCAAUAAGUAAGUCAAUUUUUCCCGAAGGCAUUAUAUAAACGGUCGAUUUAUUUGUAUAUCGAUAAUUCAUGCCCGGCGUUGAUCAAUUAUCAAUCAAUCAAUUGACAGAUUAAUAACGAAAAUUAAUUGCGACAAUCGCGAAUGUUCCGAUUCUAGAUCCAGCAAUUGAUUUGACAGAUUUAGUUCAUGCGCAGGAUAUGUAUAUUGCAAUCAUAUUUUUGAAGAAAUGACGACAAUUGAUUGUGAUAGUAAUCUUAUUUAUUAUCGUGCAAUAUAUAUUUUGUUUCCUCUGAACAUAUCUUUAGAUUAUCUAUUAUAGUGAUGUUUAACUCAUUAAAAGCCAUUAUUAUAAUAAUAAUUAUUAUUAUUAGACGAAUAUGAAUUUUUUUUUAUUUUUACCAAGCAAAAAAAUGUUUUUCCGAAUAUUACACAUAUAUACAUACUGUACACGCGCAUAUAUAUAAUAUAUAGUACGCGGAGGCGUGUACAUGUGCAAAAUGAUUUAAAACUCGAAGUCACUAGUUCGGUAAAUCAUUAGUCGUAAAAAAACAGCAAAUGGGUUUACAUAAACGUCCUAUACAUAUACGUAUUAUUUAUUAGUUAUGGAGCUCUCACGAUCGAUUUUCAUACACAUUAAAAGUUUCGAGAUUUCUUUAUAUUUUAUUAUAUCCAUUUAUACAUAAUGUGUUCUCUUAGAUUAUUCAAGUUUUGCAGUUGAAUACAUAAGUAAUUACAAAUGACUUUAUAAAUAAUGAAAUACAAGAUUCAGAAUUUUUUCAAAUAUGAGAAUCGAUAAGCAGAAUCAUCCAGGCAAUACAAUCACAUUGAACAUUUUAAAAAUAGAAGCCUGUCAAUAUGAUUUACCUAAACUGACCAGUAAAAUUCAUGGUUCUUGACCGAUAAAAA